Molecule: messenger RNA, 1263 nt
Organism: Macrosiphum euphorbiae (potato aphid)
Lineage: Eukaryota; Metazoa; Arthropoda; Insecta; Hemiptera; Aphididae
Source: the annotation of a GenBank genome assembly
AUGGCGUCGUCGCCUUUGCGGGCACCGGCGGCGGCUGGUCAACAGCAAUCGAGAUUGAUGGACAUGCAAAAAAAGUUCCAGCAGAGGCAUUUGGCCACCGUGGCGGCUGUCAAAGGCACCGUCGCUGGGUCCACGACGUCGUCAACUACCUCAUCGACCAAGACCACCGGAAGCGGUGAUCUUCCGGUGCCACCUGUCCGGCGGAUUGUCGGCGCCAUCGCCCCUGUGCAGCCGCAGCCGCCUCAGCGCAGACCAGCAGGAUCCGGAAGUGGCGGCGAUUCUGUCGUACAGGUCGACGUAAAGGGAAAGCAACAGUUGCAGCGACUGACGCCGCGAAUAAACAGCAAGACCGCGACGGUCGUGAAAAAACCACUGGCCACAGUCAACGGUAAUGUUGGCGGAGGUGGCGUGGGCCGCAUUGCUAAAAAGCCAACGGUCACGUCCAACGACUCCAACAGAUUGCUAUUGCCACCGGUCGUGCAGCCGACGGUGAUUAACGCGCUAGCGGCGGGUGCUGGUGCGGCCGCGGCAGUGGCCAGCGUGAACGCGGCCACGGUGGCCGGCAUCCAGAAACCGUUGGUCAGGGCGGCCAAGGUACCUCAAAAGCCUACCGCCACUCGGCGCGUAUCACCACUGCCGGCCAAGCCCGCCCCCCGACCGCCACCGGUCGUUAAGCGCGCCACGCCGGCCAAGGGGUCAUCACCACGACCACAACCCCUGAAACCGCAACUGUCCGCCGACAGGGGCCCACCAGCAAAAGGCAUGGCCCGGUGCCCGCUGUGUGCCAGAGACUUUGCGGCUGACAGGCUGCCCAAGCACGAGCAGGUGUGCCGGCGGACACGCGACCGUGACCGCAAGCGCAAGGUGUUCGACACGAGCAAAAAGCGGCUGGAAGCUGUGGCCGCUGAGGCCGGCGUGGACGUUACGUCGUUCAAGAAAAAGAGCCAAAAGGAGGACCAGCGGGUUGCCGAGAAGCUCCAGAAGAAAAAGGACGCGUGGCGCAGGAAACACGAUCAGCUGUUGCGCAACGUGCGGGCCGCGAGGGCCGUUCAGCGGCACCUGGCAGCGGGCGGCACAGUGAAGGACUUGCCGCCAGAGCUGGAGAACGUAGCGGACCAGGAUGACGAGGUCGACUCGGACCUGGUCAAGUGCCCCCACUGUGGUCGGACCUUCAACGAGGCGUCUGCGGAGAGGCAUAUGCCUUUGUGCGCUGACCGGCAGAGGAACGCGGCCGCCCGGAUGCAGAACAACAAGAAACGGUGA